GGCGCGCCUGGGCGCCACAUUUGGGGUCCUGACAGUGAAAACUAUCAAGCGCCGUUGUCAUUUACCAACUAAACUUAUGAAUAUAAACACAAACACAUGAGGUGCCGUUAUGCCUGCUGAACGUAAAAAAUCUGUAAACAUGGAUGAAAAAGAGGCGAGCAACAAGGACAGGGAUGCAGAGAGACAGGCUGGCACAUCUCGCGAGAAGAGUAAAGACGAGAGCAAAAUGAGCGGAAAGAAAGACGGAGGAAAGACGGCGGAAGAGAAGAAGAGAAGAGCGGAGGAGGAGAGGAAAAGAAAGGAGGAGAAAGAGAAGAAGAAGAAAGAGGAGGAGAAGCAGAAAGCCGAGGAGGAACAGAGAAAGAAAGAGGAAGAUGAAAAGAGACAGCAGGAGGAGGAGGAGAAAAGGCUGCUGGAGGAAGAAGCUAAACGACAGAAAGAGGAGGAGGCUGCUCAACUCAAGGAGAAGGAGGAGGCUGAGCAACUCCACCAGGAGGCGUGGGAACGGCACCACAGCAGGAAGGACCUCCGUGUAAAGAACCAACACGCACAAGAGACGCGUCCAGAGGAGGCUUUCUUCAGCCGGCUAGACUCCAGUCUGAAGAAGAACACAGCGUUUGUCAAGAAGCUCCGCACGCUCACAGAGCAGCAGCGCGCCUCCCUCUCGCAAGACUUCAACUCUCUCAACCUUAGCAAAUACAUCGGUGAGGCCGUGAGCUCCAUGGUAGAGGCCAAGCUGAAAAUCUCCGACGUGGGCUGCGCUGUCCACCUCUGCUCCCUGUUCCACCAACGCUACACGGAUUUUGCUCCGCUGCUGUUGGCUGCCUGGAAAAGAAACUUCGAGGCCAGAAAAGAGGAGAAGACGCCCAACGUGAGCAAGCUGCGGACCGACCUGCGCUUCAUCGCCGAGCUCACCGUCGUGGGGCUGUUCACGGAUAAGGAGGGUCUCUCGCUCAUCUACGAGCAGUUGAAAAACAUCAUCGGUGUCGACCGAGAGACGCACACCCACGUGUCCGUCAUCAUCAGCUUCUGCAAGCACUGCGGAGAUGACGUCGCCGGCCUGGUGCCCCGGAAGGUCAAAAACGCUUCGGAGAAGUUCGGCUUGUCCUUUCCGCCCAGUCAGAUCAUCAGUGCAGAGAAACAACAGCCGUUCCAGAACCUGCUGAGGGAAUAUUUUACCUCGCUCACCAAACACCUGAAGAAAGACCACAGAGAAUUACAAAACAUUGAGAGACAGAACAGGCGUAUUCUGCACUCCAAAGGAGAGCUCAGUGAAGACCGACACAAGCAGUAUGAGGAGUUCGCCACCUCCUAUCAGAAGCUUUUGGCAAACACACAGACUCUGGCUGAUCUACUGGAUGAGAAUAUGCCUGAACUUCCUCAAGAUAAAACUGUCCAGGAAGACCACGGUCCAGGCAUUGAUAUCUUCACUCCAGGAAAGCCAGGAGAGUAUGACCUGGAGGGCGGGAUUUGGGAGGAUGAGGAUGCUCGUAACUUCUACGAGAAUCUGGUUGAUCUGAAAGCGUUUGUUCCCGCCAUUCUUUUCAAAGACAAUGAGAAGAGCAGUCAGAGCAACAAAGAGGAGCGUGAGGGGAACAGUACAGAGGAGUUGGAGAUGGAGCUGGAGGCUCUGGACAUCACGGAUGACCCUUUGGAUCUGGACGUAGCUGAUGAGACUGAGAGUGAAGAACUGGCAAAAAAAAUACUGGAUGAACAAGAACAAGAGGAUGAGGAGGCCAGCACCGGCUCUCAUCUCAAACUCAUUGUGGAUGCCUUUAUCCAGCAGCUGCCAAACUGCAUCAACAGAGACCUAAUUGAUAAGGCCGCGAUGGACUUCUGUAUGAACAUGAACACAAAAUCUAAUCGCAGAAAGUUGGUUCGGGCUCUCUUCACUGUUCCCAGGCAAAGGCUGGAUCUUUUGCCGUUUUACUCUCGUCUGGUGGCCACUCUCCACCCGUGUAUGUCUGAUGUGGCAGAAGAUCUCUGCUCGAUGCUCAAAGGAGAUUUCCGCUUCCAUAUCAGAAAGAAAGACCAAAUUAACAUCGAGACCAAGAAUAAGACGGUGAGGUUUAUCGGGGAAUUGGCCAAAUUCAAGAUGUUUUCCAAAACCGACACACUGCACUGUCUCAAGAUGUUGCUGUCUGAUUUCUCUCAUCAUCAUAUCGAGAUGGCCUGCACACUUCUGGAGACAUGUGGACGAUUUCUGUUCCGCUCACCAGACUCUCACCUGCGCACCAGCGUUUUACUGGAUCAAAUGAUGCGUAAGAAACAGGCUCAGCAUCUGGAUGUGCGUUACAUCACGAUGGUCGAGAACGCCUAUUAUUACUGUAACCCUCCGCCAAUGGAGAAGACUGUCCGCAGGAAGAGACCGCCCCUGCAGGAGUAUAUCCGCAAGCUCCUCUAUAAAGAUCUGUCAAAGGUCACCACUGAGAAAGUGUUAAGACAGAUGAGGAAGUUACCGUGGCAUGACUCUGACAGUAAAGGUUAUCUUAUAUGCUGUAUGGUCAACAUUUGGAACGUCAAAUAUAACAGCAUCCACUGUGUGGCCAAUCUGCUGGCUGGAUUAGUGGCCUAUCAGGAGGACGUAGGCAUUCACGUGGUGGACGGCAUGCUGGAGGACAUUCGCCUCGGCAUGGAGGUAAACCAGCCCAAGUUUAACCAGCGGCGAAUCAGCAGCGCUAAAUUUCUGGGUGAGCUAUACAACUAUCGCAUGGUGGAAUCUGCCGUCAUCUUCCGAACUCUCUUCUCCUUCAUCUCGUUCGGUGUGAACGCUGACGGUUCUCCGAGUCUUCUGGAUCCCCCCGAGCAUCUGUUCCGUAUACGUCUGGUCUGCACCCUCCUGGACACCUGUGGUCAGUACUUUGACCGUGGAUCCAGCAAGAAGAAGCUUGACUGCUUCCUUAUCUACUUCCAGAGGUACGUCUGGUGGAAGAAAAGUUUAGACGUGUGGACUAAAGACCAGCCAUUCCCCAUCGAUAUCGAGUACAUGAUCACAGACACACUGGAGCUACUGCGACCCAAAAUGAAGCUGUGCUCGUCUCUGGAUGAAGCUUGUGCUCAGGUCACUCAGCUGGAGAGAGAGUUCCUCAUUAAACUGGGUCUGGAAAAAGACGGCCGCUCCUCCAGCAUGAUGGGGGAGAACGAGGCUCUGGAUGAAGAGGACGAUGAUGAUGAAGAUGACGGGGGUGCAGAGACAGAGGAACAGUCUGGAAACGAGAGCGAGAUGAAUGACCCUGAGGAAGAGGAGGGCUCCGAGAAUGAGGAAGAGGAACAUGAGGAGGAAGAGGAGAACACCGACUAUCUGACGGACUCCAACAAAGAGAACGAGACAGACGAGGAGAACAACGAGGUGACAAUCCGCGGUGGCGGGCUCAAACACGUGGCGUGUGCAGAGGAUGAAGAUUUUAUCCAGGCGCUGGACAAGAUGAUGCUGGAAAACUUGCAGCAGCGCAGUGGAGAGGCAGUGAAGGUCCAUCAGCUGGAUGUGGCGAUUCCACUGCAGUUAAAAAGUCAGCUGAAGAAAAGCCCCGCCCCCUCCUGUACUGCAGAGGCUGACGCUGACAUAAGUGACACCAUGCCGUUUGUCAUGCUCACACGGAAAGGCAACAAACAGCAGUUUAAGAUCCUGAAUGUGCCGCUAUCGUCUCAUCUGGCCGCAAAUCACUUCAACCAGCAGCAGGCCGAGCAGGAGGAGCGUAUGCGAAUGAAGAAACUCACGCUGGACAUCAAUGAGCGUCAGGAACAGGAGGAUUAUCAGGAGAUGAUGCAGUCUCUCGCUCAGAGGCCGGCGCCCGCCAACACAAACAGAGAGCGCAGACCGCGAUACCAGCAUCCGAAAGGAGCGCCGAACGCUGAUCUUAUAUUCAAGACCGGUGGCAGGAGACGCUGAUGAUCUCUAAAUGAGCGUUUGACGAAGUCAAAAUGAGAGUGAGACACAGAGACAGAUAGACAGCGGUGCUUUGGUCCCACCUGCUCUGGGAUGGAGAUCCACCCAUUAUGGACACGCCCAUCUGACUCCAGCCUCACCACGGCAACCAGAGAGGAGCACCAUCAGCUGAAGGAGAUGGAGAGAGAGUCCAACAAACGUACACACACACACACAUUUAUGGACACAGACAAUGUAGAAGUGUGUAGAAAUGUGAGGAAUGUGUGAGAUGAUGGCUUUGUCUCCAGUUUCUAUACACACACACAGAUAAUGCCAGACUGAGGCGUGUCUGAAUUGACACACACACAGUACAGUUUGAUGGUUUGAUAUGGUCCAAUGUUAAGCAGGAACUAAACGCAACGCUUUUGUUCUUCAGACAAAACUUCAGCUCAUCUUUGAGUUGCUUUACUCGCUCCGUUUUAUUCUUUCUCUGUAACCUCUGAGCUGAACCCUGUCUGAAUGUCAUACCAAACCUGCGUGGUUAACAGCAGCUGUUAACGUGUUUUGUGUUGCAGUAAAGUGACUUUCUUUGAGCUUGUGUCAUUUUUGUGUCCGCUCAGCAGCACAUACGGUACAGCGUGCUGUGUGCAGGUUAACUCACCAACUAGCGCAGGUGACGUUAUUGUAAGAGAGUCGCUCAGAAUGCAGUAGAACCGGACAGAGAUGUGUCUGUGGGUGGAACAGGUAAGUUCUGUCUCAUAGGUUUCACUGUCGGACUCGAGCUAGACGCACAGAAUCAUGAGAUGCGUGUUUGAUCCGAAGGCAUAUGCGUGUUAAUUUCCUUAAACAUUUUGAAUGCUUUUAAAUAUAAAGAUUUCAUUGACUAGUAGAUGUAAUUUGAUUCAAUUUGUUUUUGGUUGGGAUGUUCUGUCACCUGUGUUUGUUGUGCUUUGAAUCUCUUUGUGUCUGCAGUGAGACAUGAUGAUGGCUUGUGGUUUGAAAUGGGUUAUAAAGUGAUUUUGCUUUCUACGCUGACUUUUCACUCAGUUGCCUGAAUAAACAUCUCUGUCAAAGG
Paramisgurnus dabryanus is the source of this 4940-nucleotide messenger RNA. RefSeq names its product UPF2 regulator of nonsense mediated mRNA decay (gene upf2). Gene Ontology annotation, molecular function: RNA binding; protein binding. Gene Ontology annotation, cellular component: exon-exon junction complex; cytoplasm. Gene Ontology annotation, biological process: nuclear-transcribed mRNA catabolic process, nonsense-mediated decay. The record is from RefSeq and is a predicted model, not a curated record. Lineage: Eukaryota; Metazoa; Chordata; Actinopteri; Cypriniformes; Cobitidae.